UCCCUGGAAUCCCAGUAUGGCUUGGCUUGUGUGUCAGGCUGUCUGUGUUUAAAUGAACGAAUGCCUGGGACUACACCGAGCUGAGACCCUGCUAGGGAUCCUAUUACAACCUCUGGAUUUGCAAAGGCUCUCCUCCUGAGAAGGAUAAAGGUUCGAUGAUGUAAUGAUCGUGUUUUGGGAAAGAAGAUUACAAAGGUUUACAGUGCGUUAAUACUGAAGAAGCAGAAAAGAAGCAAACGCUGAGUGAGAAGAUUUGUGCUCCAUGCAGAAUGAGUUCUGCCUUGAGCGGAGAUGAGCGAAUUGAUUCUACACAAAUCAAAUGAUUACGAAUUUCCCAAAGACUCCAAUUUUGGCAAAUCCGAAGCUUUUAUAACGAAGUUAGCAUAUCCAACAAUGUGGUCAACGGAAUAACGUCAAAUUGCAACAUGCAAGACAAAGCAGACGGCUCUCCUUUAAGUACACGUUCAUGCUCUGCUAUUACAAUCAUUCCCGUGAAGGCAACGCAAAACUUUCCUGAUCUUGUGCCAACUCCAGAAGUGGAUUCUACUAAAGUAUGUGCAGGAAAGGGAGCUGUGACCCUCCGGGCAUCCACAUCUCAUGGGGACAUCCAGAAAAGUAGAUCCACAAUGGAGAUUGAGCUUUCGCCAAGUGAAUUGCCGACCGAAAGCGAGCCAGAUGAUAGGCCUCCUUCAGUAGCUGAAUCUAAUGGGGAUUCUCAGUCCUCCGCACUGGCUGCCAAAGGAUUUCGGAGCGUGCGUCCUAACCUCCCAUCUGAAUACAAGCUGCAGAAAGCUCUCCCUCCUCCAAUCCCUCCUCCUCCCAAAGAGGAGAGUUUUGCAUGGCGCCCACAUACUAACACUAAGUUUUGUUACCUAAAACCAGUGCCGAUUUUGGAUGGGCUUUACCUUAGUGCUCCCAAGCCCUAUACACCGCAUGUUACGGGUGCACCUCACUAUCCUGCCACCUGCGUCUCUGCUUUUAACCCAAAAAUCUCCGCCGACCACCCUAACAUCCCUGCGCCUCACUCUGAAGUUCAGCAUGUGGAUAGUAGUUCCCUGUUGCCAAACACGUCACCACAACACCAGCCCAGUGACUCAAGCGGCACGGUCAGAAGUGUUGCUGGAAUGAAUUUGAGUCAUGAGCCCAAAGCCGAUAAAAAGGUCAGCAGUCUAUAUGUAGCUUGUUUAUCUAACAGCACUGGCCCAGCUGCAUCUGAAAAUCCCACCAGCAUCGCACAUGACAGAACAGAGGGUGCUGAAUUGGGAGCUGAUGUAACUAAAUCACCAGCCACAAACAUUGUUCCUUCAAUAAUAGACACCGGAAAAUCCCCACCUCCCAUCCCUCCCAGACCAUUCUUUGACCCCGUCCCAAGUAAAGACUCUAUUAGAGAUGGUGAAAUAGAUACUUUCUGGAGUCAAUGUCCUCUUCAUCGAGAAAUGGGACGCACAGAGCCAGAUACACAGCAUCCUGCCGGUCGUGUCAACAUGACUGCAAAGGAACCCUACUAUACAUCAAAGCCUAAACAGGCCCCAGGGGCGCAGAGAUUCCAUGGCAUGGAUGCCACUUCAGUCACAGCUCAGCCUGAGGUUAUAGUAGUCCCACUCAUCCAGGUUAAAGUUGAAAGAGGGCAAGAAUCCACCUCGAGCACUCCACCGCCACCUCUUGUUCCUGCUGGCAAAUUCUCAGCCUCCCCAGAACUUGUCACCCCUAACUUGGCUUUUCCGACACUUGAUGAUUUUAUUCCCCCUCAUCUGCAGAAGGGAUCAAAUCCCAGCUCUCCCAGUUUUUUUUCUUUAUCAUACAAUCUACAGUCUUGCUCUCCGCCUCCUUCACUGGUUCCUCCGGUAGCGGAGGACUCACACAGAGUCUCGGGACUUGAUAACAGUGGAGCCGUCUUACACACAGAGCUGCUGGCAGAUGACCUUCCUGUUCCAAGCUUGAGCAAUGAUAAACCUUUCACCUUUGCUCCCAUAAGCAAACCUUCUGUGUAUCCAUCUACUACCAUUGUAAAUCCCACCAUAGUCCUUUUGCAGCACAAUAGAGAGCAGCAAAAACGGCUUAGUAGCUUGCCAGAUCCUGUGUUAGAUGGCUCUCCCAAUGAGAAAGCAGAGCCAGUGACGUUCCAGGAGAGAAAACGUUCAGAUAAUCCUCCAGAGCAGAAAACGUCAGUGGAGAAUACAAGAAGAGAGGUCCUCUCGCCCUAUUACACAGGAGAAAUGUCAUUAGAUGAAAUCGGCAUACCACUCCGGAACACUGAAAGAUCGAAGGACUGGUACAAGACCAUGUUCAAGCAGAUUCACCGACUUAAUAGAGAUACUCCCGAUGAAAACCCUUAUACCCCCACUUACAUAUUUCCUGAGCUUCCUGAAGUUAAACCUCAAGCAGAAGAUGAGGAUUCAGAUUCUUCUCCAAACUACGGACGGCAUUCAUAUAUAGAAGAUGGAAAAUCUCAAGCUUCAGUACCUCGUUCGAAGAGUGAGAUGGAUAACAUUGACAUGGACAAAAACGUCCGCAGAUCCAUCACAUUACCUCUACCGACUCGCUCUUCUUCACUGAAGCCAAGCCAUGAAAGGAAUGAUUGGGAUCCCCCAGACAAGAAGGUCGACACCAGAAAAUACAGAGCGGAGCCAAGGAGCAUUCAUGAGUACCAGCCUGGGAAAUCCUCUGCCCUCGUCAAUGAGAAGAUGACUCGGGAUAAAAGUCCAGAAGAGAUAGAUUUAAAGAAUGAACCUUGGUAUAAAUUCUUUUCGGAAUUGGAAUUUGGGAAACCGCCUCCAAAAAAGAUUUGGGAUUAUACUCCGGGGGAUUGCUCUAUCCUUAAAGUAGAGGAUAGGAAGACUGAGCUAGAGAAAGACCUCUAUCGGUACGAGUCUGAGUUAGAUGCAGAUAUAGAGAGAAUGGACAAGUGUUAUAAAGCUUCCAAUAAAAUGAACGCAGGAGGGAGCCGUCCGGACGACCUUCCAUCCUACUCAUACAUACCCAGCUACAACUUCAACUGCGCCAAAGAGACUUCCCCGGAGCCUCCGCUCUCCGAGAAUGAAAGGCAGAUCUAUAAAAAUGUUUUAGAAGGAGGAGAUAUUCCGUUCCAGGGACUGAGCGGCCUGAACAGACGCCCCUCCAGCUCUGCCUCCAAUAAAGAUUCAGAAUCUCCAAGACAUUUUACACCACUCGAAUACAUGGAUCACCCUGAAGAACUUGUGCGUAGGCGUUAUGACAGCAAAGAGAAACUUUUAGAGGAUCAGCGAAGACUUAAACGUGAGCAAGAAGAAGCUGAUAUUGCUGCUAGGAGGCACACUGGGAUUGUCCCAUCUCAUCACCAGUUUAUCACUAAUGAACGAUUUGGAGACCUCCUUAAUGUAGACGAUUCAGCAAAGAGGAGAUCUCGGUCUGAGAUGACACAAGCAAGAGCAAAGUUUGACUUCAAAGCACAGUCUCUGAAGGAGUUGCCGCUCCAGAAGGGUGAUAUAGUUUAUAUUUACAAGCAAAUAGAUCAAAACUGGUUUGAAGGCGAGCACCAUGGAAGAAUGGGAAUCUUCCCGAUUUCCUAUAUUGAGAUACUCCCACAAACCGAGAAAGCACAGCCACAGAAGCCUCCACCGGUGCAAGUUUUGGAAUAUGGAGAAGCUGUGGCCAAGUUUAACUUUAAUGGAGAUACGGCAGUAGAGAUGUCAUUUAAAAAGGGUGAAAGGAUAACCUUGAUCCGCAGAGUAGAUGAAAACUGGUAUGAAGGAAAGAUAUCUGGCACCAGCCGUCAGGGUAUAUUCCCGAUAACCUACGUAGAUGUCCUGAAGAGGCCACGUGUAAAAAAUUCACCCGAUUAUAUGGAUCUUCCAUUUUCAUAUUCCCCAAAUAGAAGCACAAGUGCUUCCCCACAGUCUCCUAGCUAUGCCAGGCCACGUACUACUACUCCACCUGAUGUCUCUCGCAGAGCUUUCUCUCCAGAAGUGCAGACUAUCACAUCUGAAUGGAUUUCCCUAACGAUGGGUGUUUCCCGCAAUAGCGGAUAUACCUCAACCCCCCCACUUCCUCCUUUACCCGAAGCCAUGCUUUGUGCCAUAGACUACAUAAGUCCCUCAGCAGCUGCCAGCCCUACCUUGUCUUUAACACCAUCUGUUAGCCUCCAUUACUGUAAUGUCUCCGGUAGAUCCACCCCGAACUCUGGCCUGUCUUCAGUGCUGACGUACCCAUCCAGGCCACAGUCUUCUACUAGAGUCAGUUAUGUCAUCUCUCCACACAGUGAUGAGAAGUUUGCCGGUUCAGCUUCCAGUUAUGGAGGCUCUCCGGUGCAGAUGACUGCACCUCAUGAUAUUCUGAUUUCAGAGCUUACUGAUGUCUUACGUAAUCAGCACACCCCCAAGAGCGAUGUUUGUUCAAUAGAAAAUGGUGAUCAUGACAUUUGGAAGGCAUCAAAUGGUAGAAUUAGAGACACCCAAGCAAUGCCACGUGUAAGUGGAUGUGCAGGAAUAGAUACUAAAGCAAACGCCCAUUCCUCUGACGAGAGCCAGUUGUGUAAAGUACAUCUUGGUAGUGUUGUCCAGGAGGAUUUGAAAAGACUUCAGGGCAGUCCCAUUAAGCCUUGCAGAUCUGACGGUGAACAAACAGCACCUAAAAGUCCUGUAAAGCUUACAGACUCCCCGGUUAAUACCCUGAACUCAAAUUCUUUUGUGCAGCCUCAUCAUACACUGACCACAGGACCAGACCUCACAGAGUCUGAAAAGAGCUAUGUGCAACCUCAGGCACAGCAGAGAAGGGACAGCUCAGAGAGGAGUCAGACGCCGCAAGACGCGUUUACCUAUCAGGCUUUGUACACUUACCUACCACAAAAUGAUGAUGAGUUGGAGCUUAGAGAAGGAGACAUUGUGGAUGUUAUGGAGAAGUGUGACGAUGGUUGGUUUGUAGGUACAUCCAGAAGAACCAAGCUGUUCGGCACCUUUCCCGGCAACUAUGUCAAAUCAGUGUUUUACUAAAAUGACAGUACACAGCUAGAGAAUUGUGAAGCUACUUGGCAUUGUGCAAAAUGAAGGCCGUUGCUGAAUGUAUUCGCUAUGCGGUUCUACACAAAGCGGUUUACACGUGUCAGUACUCUCUGAAAAGUGCAACUCUAAAUUUCUACCAAAAGGCAAUGAAGAGUUAAUCAGACAUUGAUUAGCAUACCGCCUUACGGUUCUUUUUCAUUUCAUCUUUCAUUUGAUACUGAUCUCGUACUGAAAGUGUACCUGUCUCCUACACAUAGCGCAGGCAGCCAUUUUGUAAACUGAAAUAUUUGUACUUUUCUAGGAUAUCCCUACAGAAUGGCUGCAUUGGUUGCACAAGGCGUGUUUUAAUUUUUUCAUAAAUAAUGUGCAAUUUCAGUCACUUCUAUUAAAAUAUUUUAUUUUGCUCAA
Molecule: messenger RNA, 5384 nt
Organism: Bufo gargarizans (Asiatic toad)
Lineage: Eukaryota; Metazoa; Chordata; Amphibia; Anura; Bufonidae
Gene: SORBS1
Product: sorbin and SH3 domain containing 1
Exons: 36
Coding region: 426-4967 (1513 amino acids)
Biological process (GO): cell-substrate adhesion
Cellular component (GO): cell-substrate junction; cytoplasm; nucleus
Molecular function (GO): protein binding
Source: RefSeq, a predicted model, not a curated record